Spirodela intermedia is the source of this 2769-nucleotide messenger RNA. NCBI's taxonomy places the organism in Eukaryota, Viridiplantae, Streptophyta, Magnoliopsida, Alismatales, Araceae. The record is from the annotation of a GenBank genome assembly.
AUGACUAUCCAUACUUCCACAUUGAGGAUAAGGUGGAGAUGUAAAGGAGUAUUGAUAGACCCCCAACUCAUAUUACAAAUGUGAGGAAGGGCCAUGGGGUAAAUUUUAAUUUAUGGGGAGGCUUUUGACAAUGGUCUAAGAGAGAACAUAAGUGAGGGGGGAUGGUAGAGAUGAAAAAGGGGAAUUAAGACAUUUUAUGGUUAGUGGAGAAUGGUGGUGGCCCUUUCAAAUGGUCACCAUCUAGGGUUCUAACUAGAACCCACUACUUUCUCCUCUUUCUGAUCUUUGUUCUCCUAAUUGUCAUUAAAUCCAUCUCUACUCUAUUCUAUGUCUAGUCUAAUGCUCUAUCAAAAUUCUAUCAAAAAAUGUGAAAUAAAUCUGAUCGUUGUAAUUGAUCAAAUUAUGUAAGCAAUUAUAAAUGAUUUAAUUGAUCAAAUUAAGAUUUGUAAAAGAUGAAAGAAUCAUAAUGAAAUGAAGUAUAUGUUGGUAAAUUUAAAAUCAACAAAUUAUCACUAAAUGAAAUGGAAAUUAAGUUGAAAGUAGGAAAAUAGAGUUUUAGUGUCGCGACAACGAUGCGUCGGCGAUGCACCGGAAUCCUAAGCAUUUGGGAGGAUCGUCACGUAGUGUCUACAGCCUUGAAGGCUCUCCUUGGACAAAGACGACAUGAGCAAUCUUUAGAUCUUCUCGUGAAGUCUAGAGAUUAAUCAAAAGGGUCGUUGAGCCGUCUCCAAUGGUUGUCACCUGGCAGAGCUGAAAAACAACAACUUUGCAGCUCUUCGACGACUAUCACCUGAUGGAGAGGAGCUGGAUGGAGGUGGGGCGUGUGUUAGGGAGCUUCAUCCUCAGGUCCACGUAGUAAGAGGAGGCUCUUCAUCGCACCUGGUACACUCUCAAGAGGUGGCGAUUCGUCUCCUAGCAGAUCGUCCUCUUCCUAACAAUAGCUUGUUCGUUGAUCAAUCAGAGAUGAUUUACUUGAUGGAUUCACGAUCUUUUUAUUGCAAAUCAUUCAGUAAUUUUAGCUGAUGAUUCAAUGAUUCUCGUUGCUUAAUCCUUCACCGACGAUCUGUAGGAAAGUCAAGAUAAUCAGAUACAAAUAUAUGAAUUUUGACUCUAGAAGGAUUCAAACCCGCACCGAUCGCCCGCCUCUUAUGAGGAAGGUGUGACGCGGGUUUAGUCCCACAUCAAUUGUGUGCCGAUUUUUCAAGUGAAUAUAUAGUAAUGUUAGCUUUAUAAGCAAAGUCACUUUUCUUGCGUGUACGACCACUCCUUGCCCCACAGCUAGCUGGCCAUUGGUGACGUGGAAGGGGAGUGGUGCACACGUGUCCCUAUCGGUCCAAGCCAAGCCGCUCGAACCCCUACUCGUGGCUACUCCCUGAUUGCGCUUCCAACCCACUUGUGGGCCUGGUUGGUCAAUAGGUCCCCCUAUUUUGCAAUAUUUUUAUUUUUUAUUUCUUGUUCUUCAUUUAUCUCAAAAGUAAGAUUGUAAAAAUUGUAUAAAAUCACAUAAUUACCCAAAAAUUCACGUUAAUCAACUAAAAACCACUUUUCACAUUUUAACACAAAUAUAAGUCUAUUUAUCAUGAGUUAAGGCUAAAACUAUAUUAUUUAAUAAUCAUUAACUCAUGAUAAUAAAGACUUAUCAGGGAGGGUGUCGGUGGGGGGGAGAGAGAGAGGGUGAGGGUAUGUGGUGAUGGCAAGAGAGAGAGAAGAAAGAGAAAAAGAAGAGAAGAGGGUUUCGUGACAAGAAGAUGGCCAAAAGGGGGUCUAGUGGCAAUGGUAGGCUGGCGAUAGGGUGAACAACGAGGAGGCGGAAUAGGAAGGUUUGCGAUAGUGAGGAGAUGAAGUGGUGGGAUGACGACAAUAGGGUAGCUAGUGAAAAGGAGAGAGAAAAUGAGGGUUUCAUUCUCUUAGGUGAUCCCACUAAUAGGUCUUUGUUAUCAUGAGUUAAUAAUUAGUAAAUAAUAUAGUUUUAGCCUUAACUCAUGAUAAAUAAACUUAUAUUUGUGUUAAAGUGUGAAAAAUAGUUUUCAGUUGAUUAACAUGAAUUUUUAGCUAAUUAUGUGAUUUUAUAUGAAUUUAUAUGAUUUUUAUAAUCUUAUUUUUGAGAUAAAUAAAAAAAGAAAUAAAAAUAAAAAAAUAGUAAAAUGGGAGGUACCCGCCAGCCAGCCAGGUCCACAAACAGGUCACAAGUAGAGGCUUGAGUGGCUAGGACUGAUGGAGGCACGUGUGUGCCAUUUUUCUUCCACAUUACUAGUGGCCAGCUGGCUGUGGGGCAAAGAAUGGUCGUACAUGCAAGAGUUGCUUGCAAAUAUAAUAUUACUAUAUAUUUGUCCGAAACUUCAGCGCACAAGUGAUGUGGGACUAAACCCGCGCCACACCUUCUUUAGGAAGGUUUAUUUCAAUCUCUCUCAUGUAGGUGGAUAAUCGGCACAGGUUUGAAUCUUCUUAGAGCCAAAACUCAUAUUUUUUAUAUGAUUAUCGUGACUUUCCUAUAGAUCGUUGGUGAAGGAUUAAGUUGUCAAAAUUGUUAGAUCAUCAACGAAAAUCUCGUCAUCGCGAUUCGUAGAGUAUUGUUACUAAAAUUACUUAAUGAUUUGCAAUAAAAAGAUAACAGAUUCAUCAAGUAAAGCAUCUCUGAUUGAUCGACAAACAAGUCGUCAUCGGGAAGAGGAUGAUCUGUUGGGAGACAAGUCGCCACCUCUUGAGAGCAUACCAGAUGCGAUGAAGAACCUCCUCUUACUGUGUAGACUUGAGGAUGAAGAUCCCUGA